CUUAGAACAACCUAUAAAGUUUAGUUAUGUUACAUUUUGUUGUUUAAAAUUUGAAACCAGUUUAUAAAACAGAACUUUGACUGUUUAAUUUUUAAUAAUUAUGUUGUUAGUUGCAGCCUUUAUCUUAACGGUUGUUCUAUACUUUUUCUUCAAAAAACAUCAUACGGAAAAUGGGUUACAUAAAUUUCCCGAACCCCCGGGAAAUUUCUUCGUAGGACACAUACUGCAAGCACUGUCUACUGAAAAUGCAAUAGCAGUCACAAGCAAGUUUCUCGACUACGGAAAGACUGUCAGAUUGAGGUGUGGACCUGCUGCUUGUCCCAUAAUUGAAGGCCUCGUAACGAAAGAUUACAACCUCAUCGAAUUCAUUCUAAGCAAUAACAAAAUCUUGACGAAAUCUGAAAAUUAUAAAUUCUUGAGGGCUUGGUUGAGAAACGGACUGUUGUUGAGCGAUGGCGAUUACUGGAAAAGACACAGAAAAAUUUUAACCCCGGCUUUCCAUUUCGGGAUACUCAAACAAUUUGUCGAUGUUUUUGAAUCGGUGGGGGACAUUUUCGUCAAAAAAUUAGAAAAAUAUGAAGGAAUGUCAAGCGUGGAUUUACACCCACUGGUUAUUCUUCUAACGCUUGACAUUAUCUCUGAGACCGCCAUGGGUACGAAAAUUGACGUCCAAACUGGCCACAACUCCCACUACUUGAAGAGUGUGAAAGAAAUUUGCAGAAUCGUCAUAGAAAGAGCUUUUUCUCCAAUAAGUGCAUUCGAAUUUAGUUUCUGGUUAUGUAAAGACUACUACAAACAAAAGAAAGCGUUGAAAGUUUUACACGGUUUUACGUCAGAGGUGCUCAGUUCCAAAAAGGGACAAGUUUUUGAAAAGACAACGAAAAAAAUGGCUUUCUUGGAUCUGCUUUUGAAAUUUUCUCGCGACGAAGAUGUUCUUAGUAAUGAUGAGAUUCGCGAGGAAGUUGAUACUUUCAUGUUUGAGGGACAUGACACAACAGCUGCUGGUAUUUGUUUCAUCUUGUAUUGUUUGGCUGACCAUCCUGAUGUCCAGGCGAAAGUGCUUCAAGAGCAAAAAGCGUUGUUUGGUAAUCAGAAAAAUCCAGCGGUGGCUUAUUCAGACUUACAAAACAUGAAAUAUCUAGAGUGCGUUAUCAAAGAAACCUGUCGGUUGUAUCCUCCAGUUCCGGUAAUAGGACGAUAUACAACAGAAGAAGUCAAUUUUGAAGGUUAUUUAAUACCCAAAAGAACUAAUAUUGUUUUGUUUAUUUACGCUUUGCACAGAAAUCCGGAUUUUUUUCCGGAACCGGAAAAAUUCAAGCCCGAAAGAUUCGAAAAUUUUCACACUUCUUUUCCUUAUGCCUAUAUUCCGUUUAGUGCUGGUGCUAGAAACUGUAUUGGUCAAAAGUUCGCCAUGUUGGAAAUGAAAAGCGUGAUUUCGAAAGUCGUUAGACAUUUUGAAAUUAAACCAACUGUGCCGAGACACGAAUUGAAACUGUCUGUGGAAGCGGUUUUGAAAUCAGUAAAUGGAAUUAAGGUUGGGUUGCAAAAGCGACAUUAGUUUUUUUUUUUAAUAAAAUAUUAUAUUACAAUCGUC
Molecule: messenger RNA, 1594 nt
Organism: Zophobas morio
Lineage: Eukaryota; Metazoa; Arthropoda; Insecta; Coleoptera; Tenebrionidae
Product: probable cytochrome P450 4d14
Exons: 7
Coding region: 101-1558 (485 amino acids)
Molecular function (GO): heme binding; oxidoreductase activity, acting on paired donors, with incorporation or reduction of molecular oxygen; monooxygenase activity
Source: RefSeq, a predicted model, not a curated record